This is a messenger RNA of Sebastes umbrosus (honeycomb rockfish), 2129 nucleotides long. Its product is annotated as immunoglobulin A1 protease autotransporter. Lineage: Eukaryota; Metazoa; Chordata; Actinopteri; Perciformes; Sebastidae. The coding region runs from base 85 to 1101 and encodes 338 amino acids. Gene Ontology annotation, cellular component: MIS12/MIND type complex. Gene Ontology annotation, biological process: cell division; mitotic sister chromatid segregation. The record is from RefSeq and is a predicted model, not a curated record. The transcript is spliced from 11 exons.
CUACAUUUCCCAUGAUGCUUAGGGGCAGAAAAGGGGUUCGGCUUGUUGGGCGCGCGCUGCGAAGAGAACUAUUUGAAAGAAAAAAUGGCGGAAAAACAUUCGGAAGCUGAGCGAGAAAGUUGCGGAAGUGUCGCUGUUGAUGAUAACGUUACUCAGAAUGAGGUCGACUCAGUGAAACAGACAUCAUUGAAAAGUUGCUCCUCCACAAGCCCCAGCACUGCUCCCCCGAACAAAUCCCCCACCACACAGAGGACAGAUGCUGGGGAAGGACAGUCAGAGACAGACAAGCUAGAGAUGCAGACAGACAACAAGGAGGGACCUUCAAGUCCCACCGGCAACCCCACUGCACGGAGGAAGUCCUGGAGGAGAGCCACCAUAACCCGACGCUCUCUGCCCGCCCUCCCCAACCCCUAUCAGGUUUUGUGCAGGAGCAUACCUGCAUCCUUAUCACAGCAAGAGAGGCUCGAGAAAUUGAUGGAGGCUUCAAUGAGGCUGGCAAUAGAAAGAACACAAAAUUCGCUGCAGACUGUGCCGAACGCCUCACCAGAGUCUUUUCAAAAACAAGUUGAGCACAUGCAGAAAGAGUGGGGUUGUCUGGCCAAAAGCAUACGCAGUGAACGAGGGGGUGAUCAACCCCCUGCUAGAGCAGCCAGCUCUAGUGAUCCUGUCGUGCAAAAAGCCAUGGAAAAAGUCCAGAAAGCCAUCAAUAGGCUCCAGGCUGAAAGUGAAUCCUGGGAGGCGCUGUUGAACAAACACCGGAGUAAAGCAGAGGAAUUGAAAAGGAAAGUGGAGCAAGGCCAGGAACAAGGCGUAUCAUUAGACUCUACAUCUGUGGCCCAGUCCUCCCAGUACCAUUUCAUACAGAGUAAACCCGACUACCACGGCCUCCUGAGUAGACAACAGCCCAUGCUCCACACUAUGACAAUGAUUAUGGACACUCAGAGUAAGAUGGUUAGAGAGCUUCUGUCCAUCAAGGAGCAGUCCCAGUUAUUGGUGAAAGAGACCAGUGGCCGAUUGGCGGCAGAGGCGGGAUUCCAGGAUCUUUCACCUGACUUCAUCAGGAACUUCAUGGCAGCACCCUUAUCCUCGGCAACUACAUAGUCACUCUGGCAGGAGGCAAGCAAUCAAUCAUCUAAUGGACCAUGACUCUUUAUGACUUGUAUAUGAAGCUCAUAUAUUUGUGCUUUCUGGUAAUUUCGAUGUUAUGUGAUUUGGGAACAUGUCAUUUCUGUGCUCAGGCUUUGUUGUCUCGUGUUAUUGUAUAAAAAUACUCUAAUUUUAUGUUUUCUGUGUCAAAUAAAACCACCUCCGUCAGCAGGUAAUCCAUGUGUUUGACCAGCAGGUGGCAGUGGCUGGCUAUACAAUAUUAUGAGAAGCUUGGCCAGAGUGGAUUUUUCUGUUGGGCCCUAAUUAAGUGUAUUCUUACCUGUAAAACCGGAAACCGUUAAGACUUUAGUGUCAGCCGUUAAGGAUAAACAAACAGACAAAUGUUUCAGAAGACAUCCUGCUAAACAAGGUCAUAAAAUAAACAGAAAUAUUCAAAUAUAAUGACUGAAUCGGAAACCAAACAGAUUUUGUCUUUAAAAAAAGGUUUGAUAUUUGAAGUCAUUGGAUGUAGUGCCAUUUUAAAGUGGUCUUAUUACUACUAUUUUAUAAAUAUCUUAAAGCUGAGCCAUGUUGUUAUGCAUGGUGUCAUUAAACCUGUGAAGAACCAAUUUUUUAUUUUUAUUUAAAUUGACAUUAAAGCAUUAACUAAAGAUUAUUGAAUACAGAAGGAUAAUGCUCUACAGUUUAGUUUAUUUACAUUCCUUUUUUUAUGCUUAUCCUCAGUCACAUUUACUCUCUUUUGGUGCUGCAUCUAUUUCACUUCCAUCAGUGUCCCCUGACCAUUCAGGAGGAGGCCCCUCCCCCACAGUGACUCACCCCCAUCUCUUGCAUUUGGCUGGGUCACUGAUGCAGAACGAAGCUUUGACAUUGUACCAGUCAGUCAAAGCUUUGUUCGCUAUCACUCCUAUCUCUUGGACCCAUUCACUCAUUAAUGUUAAUUUUUCUCUGAUGAUCACAGCGAGAAGAAAACCCCCUUCUUUUGCCCAUUGCCAACAAUAAAUAAUGACUUUCUGUGCUCUGCA